ACUCGCUAAACUACUCAUUGACACUUCCCUUGUAAUAUGGGAUGAAGCUCUAAUGACAAAUAAACAAUGUUUCGAAGCAUUUGAUAGAUCUUUAAGAGAUAUAAUGUCUGAGUCCACAAAAGAAGCUUCUGAUAUACCAUUUGGAGGAAAAGUUGUUGUUCUUGGUGGAGAUCCAAAACAAAUACUUCCUGUUAUAGAAAAUGGCUCGAAAUCACAUAUUAUAAGUGCCUCAAUUGUUAAAUCAUAUCUAUGGAAACAUGUAACUACUAUAUAUCUUAUGGACAACAUGCGACUCAAAAGAAUCAACCAAAACACUUCAGAAUACAAGGAAAUUGAGUCUUUCAAUAAUUGGAUAUUAAGUGUUGGCAAUGGAGAUACCAAAGAUUCAACUAAUAAUGAUGAUGGCUCAGACUCGGUGUUAGUACAAAUACCAGAAGAACUACUGAUCAGAACUACAGGGCACAAAAUCGGAGCACUGAUUCAUUACACUUACCCUGAUUUUCAGACUAAUUUUCAGCAUCCAAAUUACCUCAAAGAGAGGGCUAUACUGACAACUACAAAUGAAAUUGUCGACGAAAUAAAUGAUUACAUGAUAAAUAUACUGCCUAACCCAGAAAGAGAAUAUUUAAGUGCAGAUAGUAUAUCAAAAUGUUCAGAUGCAGUAAAUGAUGCAAAUAUCUUAUACCCUGUUGAAUACCUUAAUACACUCAAUGCUAAUAAUUAUCCACCACAUAAAUUGCGGCUGAAAGUUGGUGUUCCAAUAAUGCUACUGAGGAAUCUUAAUCAAAGCUUAGGACUAUGCAAUGGAACAAGACUAAUAGUAACUAGCUUAGGAGACAAUGUUAUCGAGGCUGAAAUAAUCAUAGGUACACAUACUGGAGAAAAAACAUAUAUUCCAAGAAUAAAUCUAACAACAAAAGCAUCUCAUUGGCCAUUUACUUUAAAUCGCCGUCAAUUUCCUAUCAAAGUUUGCUACUCAAUGACUAUCAACAAAAGUCAGGGACAAACAUUGUCAAAUGUAGGAGUAUAUUUAAAGAAACAAGUAUUUACACAUGGACAGUUAUAUGUUGCAUUGUCACGUGUUACAAGCAAAAAGGGCCUAAAAAUACUGAUUGAAAAUGAUGAUGGAUCUUGUGGAUCGAAAACACAGAAUAUAGUAUACAAAGAAAUACUACAAUCAAUUUGAAAUGAAUAUGCAUCCACUGAUUACCUUCACUUUCACUUGUUUCAAAUACAGAUAAAUAUCAGUUUGCCUUCUCAAAUUGAAUGAGAACUACUACAAAGGGUAUGGAAUUCCAAACGAAACACCAAGGAAGAUCACAUUAUAACACCUUCAUCUGUUUGUGAUAUACCAAAAGGUAUGGAACCAUAGCAGAGACAGAGAGAGAGAGAGAUAGUCAGCAAUACUGUUGUUGUAUUGCGCAUUCUAAAUUACAGCUGUUCAUCUAUGCUUUCUUUCGUGCCUUCCUACAGGUAUCUGUGCAUACGUACCCUAUCACUCGGCCAUCCCGCUAUGGGAUCCUAUUAAUUCUGUGAAAUGGGCAUCUACACUUAGCUGAGACCGAGACCAUGUCUGCGUUAACAUUAGCUGCAAAUCACAACACUAGUGGUUUUAGACUCCACUCGCUGCGUCCAUGAUAGAUUAGAACAUGUUGACGAAUUCUCACUGCCUGCUCUGGUCCAUGGAUACACAGCUUCUCAACAGUUGCGUGAGGCGUUAUGCCUUUUUGACAAGUUUUUUAGGCAUGCUGAAGCCUGGGCAACAGACACAUGGGUGUGCUUUAAAGGGAGAGGCUGUCAAUGACUUGAUACCAGCAAGCGUUCUCAUUGACUUCUACUCAAAAUGCAGCCUCUGGGCAGAUGCCUGCCAAGCUUUUAGUGAGGUUAGGCAUUAUGACACAAUUGUGCUCAAUUCAAUGAUCACCGUAUACUCGAACUGUGGACAGACAGAAUUAUGAAUUCUAAUUUCCAUCUUAAAUGUUCCUUACCAUUAUUUUUUAAAAAAGAUUCCUUACUAUUACA
Messenger RNA from Panicum virgatum (switchgrass), 2022 nucleotides. Its product is annotated as ATP-dependent DNA helicase PIF1-like. The transcript is spliced from 5 exons. Gene Ontology annotation, biological process: telomere maintenance; DNA repair. Bases 53 to 1186 code for a protein of 377 amino acids. The record is from RefSeq and is a predicted model, not a curated record. Gene Ontology annotation, molecular function: DNA helicase activity. NCBI's taxonomy places the organism in Eukaryota, Viridiplantae, Streptophyta, Magnoliopsida, Poales, Poaceae.